AUGUAUAGGCUAAUAAUAUAUCACUCUUAUUUUCAGACGCAGGAAAUGGGGAUACCUGCCUCAGUAGAACUUUGUGUCAAAGCACUUCAACUUCCAAAGCAAGAUGACUCAGAAACCAGGAUCUCUGUCUGUAAGAGCGUGUCCUGCCUUCUUCCAGGAGACCUUGAAGUGUUGCGUGCCUGCCUUCUCACAGAAUUCAUUCUUUGCCCAAGCCCGGAGGUCUUUGGGUCCUUGAAGGAGCUUUACUUGCGACCCGACCAAAAAAAUGACCAGGAAAGCGAGGUAAUUCCCAACUCACUACGCUGCGAGUUGCUUUUAACUCUGAAGGCAUACUGGCCGUUUGACCCUGAAUUCUGGGACUGGAAAACUCUGAAAUAUCACUGCAUCUCCCUUCUGGGGUUGAGGCCGGAGUCAGAGGGGGAAGAGGAGGAGGCAACAGACAAUCGAGAGAAAAUCACACAACCUGAGCCUCAGGGAGUCGCAGUGAAAGUGGAAUCUGAGCAUCAAAAGAUGAUUAAUGGAAGCGUUGAUGGUGAUAAUGAGCAGAAGGAUGACAAGCAGGUUUCUAACUCACCAGAAAUCGAAGGAGAAUCUGAGUCAAAGAAACACAAGUUCUGUUGUAAGAUUUGUAAGAGGUCGGUCAGUGACAACCAAAUCAUUCACCACUCCAAGAGGCACGGAGAGGGCAACAAACACCCCUGCCCCUUGUGCUUGGAAAAGUUUAAGAGCAGAAAGUUUCUUGUUCCUCACCUAAAACAACACGUGCAGAGUAAAACUAAUCUCAACGUAAAGAAAGAAGAUAAGCAGAAACGGGUGGAUGAAGAGGAUGAUAUUAUUGAACCAGGGGAGAUCACUGUUGACCCUUCCCUAAUGCAGUACUACAAAUCCACACAUGACCCAGAGGUGCUGCAACACAUCGUGCAACAAGCCAAAACGGUGAAAGAGAAGAAUUUAGAUGAGGAAGAGUAUGUAACGUUUCAAUACAUUGAACAACACUUCAACCUGCAGAAUCGGGACGAGUAUCCAUGUCCAGGAACCGGCUGCACUCGGAUUUUUAAACAUUCCAAGUACUUGUAUGUUCAUUUAAAGUCAGAGCACAGAGGUGAUGACAAUGUAAAACAUUUUCAGCAGAUGAGAGACAAGCGUGAGAAGUGUGUUUUUUGCCGACGCCAUUUAUCCUCCGCACACCAUCACCGCAAACAUCGAAGAGUCCACUAUGGAGAUCGGCCUUACAUGUGUGUGGUUAUGGAUUGUGGUGCUAAAUUUAAGACUUCCAUCGAGCUUGUCGCGCACAAACAGACCCACGGCUUCCACCUCAACUACCAGUGUGAGCUCAAAGGCUGCUACGUCAUCUGCUCCGACUUGGGACAAAUCUACCACCAUGAAGCACAGCAUUUCAGAGAUGCAGCCUUUACAUGCCCAAGCGCUGACUGUAGUAAAUACUAUCUAUCCAAAAAAGAAUUCAUAAACCAUUUAUCCACACACAACAUCACCUUCUCUGAAAAAGACUUUGAGGCCCAGAGGAAGGCGAGGCGAAAACUUCUCAAGACGCUUACUACUGAAGUGUCAAACCGCCUUAAUAAGCCAAGUGAUGCAGCAGAGACUGAAAAUGGAGAUGUCCUAAACUCUUCCUCAACAAGUUGUGCCUCCUCUUUGCAAUCACCUGAUGGUAAGGAGCCCAAAACAACAAUGACCCUGGUGGCUGUGUGUUUUGAUGGAAGUAAGUUUACUUGUGGUUUUGAGAAAUGUGGCAUGACUUUCUCCAGAGCCAGAGAUGUCCAGAGGCAUCUUAAGUGUGCCCACCCAGAACACCUCAAACUGGAGAACAAAGAACACAAACAUGACAAAGACCGGGGCUCAAAGUCCAAAGGGAUGAAGACUGAAACGGAGCCCGACUGUGAGGAAGAGGGAAAAGGGGAGCUCUUAACUCCAUUUCAACCCAUGAAGGCAGACGAAGAAAGAAAAGAUGCUACUGAACCCCAAAUCAACGAAACAAACUCUCCAAGCUUUCAAACUAAAACGGAUGAUCUGAGUGAAGUCCUUAUUGGGCUCAGUAAACUGAACCUGAAUUCAUUAUCUCCUCAGAUUGUGCCAAUUGAGCUCCCUGAGUCCAACCUAGAGUCAAAAGAAUCCAACACAACUCUCCAUCAGUCCAUCAUGGCAAAGGCUCCUGUUGUGCUGCUUCGGAAGAGGGCCCUACAAGUGCCAGAUGAAGAGGUAGAAGUCAAAACUGAAAAAGUAUCAGAUGAUGAUAAAGAAGUUGAGGAUAAAGAAGUUGAGGAUAAAGAAGUUGAGGAUAAAAAAGUUGAGAAUAAAGAAGUUGAGGAUAAAGAAGUUGAGGAUAAAGAAGUUGAUGAUGCCGAAGUUGACGCUGAAGUUGACGCCGAAGGUGAUGCCGAAGUUGACGCCGAAGUUGACGCCGAAGGUGACGCCGAAGGUGACGCCGAAGUUGACGCCGAAGGUGACGCCGAAUCAUUGGCCUCUGCUAAGCCCUACGUCUGUGAGAUGAAAGGUUGUGACUUCAGGACCGCUCGGAGUUACAGCUUACAGCGACACUAUAACAACUUACAUGGCCGCUCUGUCGAACAGGCAAGAAGGUUGACUUCUCUGAAAACAACAUCGUUUAAACCUUACAUCUGUCAGCUUUGCUCCCAAAGUCACAGAGAAAAACGCGGGUUGAGGUUCCACUAUAUUCACAUGCACAACCUGAAUCCCACUAUGCUCAACAAAAUAAGCUACAUGCAGCACGAGGGGAAAAAAAAGACUUCAAUGCGUGCAUCUCUCAACCUGAAGAAGCAUGGUCUUAACGUAAGGAAAAAAGAGAUCUCCAAGCUGCAACGCCAACCAGAGAAAAAAAACUCAACGGUGGUCAGGGAAAAUAAAGUAAACAUUGGCAAUCACUCACCAUCUGAAGAGGGAGGAGAGGGUAAAGAGGAAGACAAAGCACAGAAGGGAGAAAGAGGGGACAGGACAACACAACAGGUCAGGACUACAAGACGAUUGGUAACCAAAGGUAAUCUCUGCUAUAUGCUGGAUAAAUUCAGUAAACCCUUUCAUUGUGUAGCAAAACAUUGUGAUGCUGCUUUUUCCACCCAGGGGGGCCUCGUGCGCCACUUACAGUUGAUACAUCAUUACAAUCGCUCUCAACUCCUUUUGGAAAAAGAUUUUGAGACGCAUCACAGACCAGAAGCCAGAAAAGAGCCCACCAAGAAAAGGCCUCAUCCAAACUUAGAUGAACCUCAGCCCCAAUACAAGUGUAACUUUCCCAACUGUCAUUCUUCCUACCACCUUAAAAGCAGCCUAGUGCGUCACACUCGGGAUUCUCACUCACUACCUUCAGAGCCGAUAAGGUGCAAGUUUGAAGGCUGCACAAAAGUGUUCAGCCAUGAUGAUGCACUUAAAAAACAUGCGCUUUAUAGUCACUGUGAGUACUACGAUUCACUGGUGGUACGUCUGCAGAGCACUCACAAAAAGUCAAUUACUGGAUGCCAAAAAAAGCUAAUUGUUGCACCACAGAGUCCUCAGAAAGAAGAAUCUGGAUCAACCGCCGCACAGGCUGAGGGAUCCAGUUCAGAGCCUGAUGGGACCACCCAGUCACAGGAGACGGGUGAGGAAGCUGUCGAUGACAUGAAAAACAGAGAAAAAAGGCAACCGAGGUAUUGUUUCAGCCGUUAUGUCUUCAGAUCUCAAGAAGAAGCGUUACAGAUGUGCCAAGACCGUGGUUUGCUCAAGGCCUACCCAUGCAUGAUGCAGGACUGUGAUUCUGUCGUCACGUACUUGAAUAGCUUACACCGUCACUACACGAGGACUCACAGCAUGCGUCGGGAGGAUAUCCGUAAACAUAGAGAUAAGCUGGUUAAUAAUGCUGAGCAGCUGGAGGAACUGAUUCAGAGGAAGUCAGCCAGGACAACUGUUACGGGAGCAUGUUCCCCUAAUGGGGUUCGCAAAAUGGAGUAUCAGGCAGAGCCAGAAAGCACAGUGGGGCAGCCUGCGGCCAUGAGCUUACACUCCAUCAAGGCAGCCACACAGGAGGAGGAUAAUGACAACACAACAGGAUUCCCAGAGGAGGAAGAAGAGGAGGAGCCGCCAGCUGUUGAGAGAAAUGGUGUCCUUGUUGAUGCAGAUGAGGUUCUUUACGGUGAGCCGAGCACCGGAGGUCACACUGAAGGCUCUGCUGCUGCAGCAGCAGCACAGAACAGCCAGAAGCAGGAAGAGAGAUUAAGCUUGGAUCAAAUCAAACCUCUUCUUCGUUCCCUCACUGUUGAUCUCUCGCCACCCUGCUCACUGUGCAUAACUGCUGUGGAGGGCCUUCAAGACUCGUCAGGCAGCAAGGAUGGGGGUAAACUGGUGAACGGGGCAGCUCCGUUGCCCACCCCUCCUGUUCGCCAGCCACUAAAACGAAAAAAUGAAUUGUCUGAACCACCCUUAAACUUGAAAGACACUCAACCUUGUAGCCCUUCUCCUCUCCCAUUUGACAUCACAGCUUAUAAGCCUAUAGGCUUUGAGUCUUCCUUCCUGAGGUUCAUACAAGAUACAACGCCGAAAGACAAAAACUUGCAGGCAGCGAAACGGCGAGAGUCUUUCAGACGUGGUUGUUCAGUAAAAGAGAACAACCAGCUGAGAAUCUCUCGCAACCGUAGACGCACUCAUUCCCCACUGCUGAAGCCCCAUUCUAUGACUCAAGACUUUACAUCUGUCCAAAACUUGAAGUCCAUCUUGGACAAAGCCUUGGCGGGGUGUGGGGACCUGGCUAUUAAGCAGCUCCAGUAUCUGAGACCUGUGGUGGUGCUGGAGAGGCCGGUGUGCAGCACAACCCUGCCGGACAUCUUCCCAUCAGACACCAACAAUUGCGAACUGCUGCUUGGAAGUUAGUUCAACUUAGCACCUUUUAACAUAGCUAUGGAAAAUGAUUUUGUACUUUCACAAGUUGAUCAGUAUUUAGUUUUUCUCUCAAUUAUAGUAUUAUGUUUCUGCUGUUUGUUUUUUUAUUUGCCAAACUGAAGAAUCAUAUACAAAUUAGCAUUGCAAUGAAAAACAAGUGUAAAUAGUUCAUAUUCUUUUUAGACAUGAAAGCAUUCAGAUGGCACCUAAUAAGUUAACUCGUUAUCACAAAUGUAUAUACUGUGUUCCUCCAGGAUAAAUGUACAGAUGUUCAGAUUGUUAGAAAUGGUCAGUAGUGUAUUGCAAUACCUUCUCAGUUGUGUGAACUUGUGACUGAAAGAAAGCAAUUCUUUACUACAAAGAUUUCGAGGAAUAUGUUUGGUUAUUUUCACCUCAGUUUAUAAUAAAUAAGUGUUGGGAUGCAGUGUACAGAUGUUGGCAGCCAUGUAUGUAUGUAUGUAUGUAUGUAUGUAUGUAUCACAUUUUUAAAUAAAUAAAUGUGGAAACAAAUAUAAAGCCUUUAACUUUCA
Messenger RNA from Notothenia coriiceps (black rockcod), 5411 nucleotides. Its product is annotated as RLF zinc finger. Gene Ontology annotation, molecular function: DNA-binding transcription factor activity, RNA polymerase II-specific; DNA binding. Gene Ontology annotation, cellular component: nucleus. Gene Ontology annotation, biological process: regulation of transcription by RNA polymerase II. The record is from RefSeq and is a predicted model, not a curated record. Lineage: Eukaryota; Metazoa; Chordata; Actinopteri; Perciformes; Nototheniidae. Bases 1 to 4872 code for a protein of 1623 amino acids. The transcript has 2 exons.